Molecule: messenger RNA, 1437 nt
Organism: Zasmidium cellare ATCC 36951
Lineage: Eukaryota; Fungi; Ascomycota; Dothideomycetes; Mycosphaerellales; Mycosphaerellaceae
Exons: 2
Coding region: 1-1437 (478 amino acids)
Source: RefSeq, a predicted model, not a curated record
AUGACUGACGGCCGGACGAGACGAGACGAGACUUCUGCCAGACUGCCCCAUCGACUAGAUAGACUUCGCUGCGUGCAGCCGGCUGGGGUGGCAACUAGCGCGGCAUCUGCUGAGAUGAACUCAAUGCCCGCCCACCACACCACCUCCGACAGAAGACAGACGCCAGACACCACACAGCACGCUGCGUGCUGCACCGCUCCGCACCGCCUGCUCCUCCCCAGCAGGCAGGAUGCCGCCACGCCCAGGGACCACGGCAGCGUCAGUGUGCAGCAGCAGGAUUGUGUGGGCGGCGGCGCAGGAGGCAGCAUCGCAGGCAUGUAUGUCAAUGUGCGGUGUCCUGUAGCCGUGGUCGCAGACGGCGUGACCGUGACAGCUCUCCCCGGGGUAUCAUACAGGACAGACAGAGCGCGCAUGCUGGACGUCCGCAUCGACAGGCCUGCUGCUGCACGAGAUGCUGCUGCUGCCCGCACCGGUUUUGGGAGCAACCACGGCGCUGGUCCAGGUCAAGCCGACAUCAGCGCCCAUCCGAUGCAGCCGGCGCCGGGGGCUCGCUGCCACCAACACCGCUGCAGCGAGUCUCAUCAGCGAGUCUCGAAGAACCAACACCUCCUGCUGCGCCUGUCGCUCGUGUCGUUGGCUGCCGCUGCUGCUCCUGCAAGCGAGCCUGUUCCUGAGGGAUCCCUUAGCUCGCAGGUGGCUGCUGGCAGGGUGGCAGGUUAUGAUGCGCCCUCUUCUGACGACUUCAUUCUCGCGCCCGCCCACGGCACUUCUUGCACCAUCCACUGCACUCUGCCGUUUUCGAUGCGACGUGCGCGACCGUUGCGGUGCCAGUCUCCCGAGACAUGCCCUUUGCGGCGCACGGCUAGCAGGUCCAUCACCUCUCCGCCCCCAUGUAGAUUGUGUCAUGUCUGUGUUGAGCGUUGUGAUGAAGUGCAGGGCGGUCUGGAAGUGAAGGGCCACAUCCCACAUCCCGCGACCGCACCUCAUCAGACAUCAUCUUCACAUCACCACUACUACUUUGCUUGUUGCUGCAGGUUCCGUCGCACCACGGCAUGCGCAUCGGCUCGUGGGAAACUCGCUGGCCACGGCAAUGGCCGCCUCGGACCUUGUUGGUUCGAGAUUUGGCAUCAACGUGCUAUGACUUGCACCGUUCCUGUUCCGCCGCAGCCAUGCGCAGAUCUCGAUGUUGACAUCCCCGUCUACUUGGCCGCCAUCUGGCGAAGGAGAGAUUACUCUUGCUCCUGGCUGGCUGGCUGGGGCCAUCUAUCUGGCGGUGGGCAUUCGGGACAACUCGCGCAUGGAAUCAAGGAUGCUUACCCUGGCCCUGCGACGACGCCGUCUAGGGGCAGCAGUCCCGAGUUAAUGGAUCGUCGCGAUGUGGGCGCAAACUUGUGGAACGCGUUCUGGUGGCGCCGCCGUCGUGUCUCGCUCCCGUGA